Messenger RNA from Drosophila kikkawai, 1203 nucleotides. The record is from RefSeq and is a predicted model, not a curated record. Lineage: Eukaryota; Metazoa; Arthropoda; Insecta; Diptera; Drosophilidae.
AUGGACUAUUAUAAGAAGUACAGGUUUAAUCUUAACCGCGACAAAACCUUGUCGAUCUACGCCAAGCGCGAUGAGAUCUUGGCGGCAAUCAAAGGUAAUCCGGUCGUAAUUUUGAAGGGCGAGACGGGCUGCGGCAAGACGACGCAGGUCCCGCAAUACAUUCUUGACGAGGGCUUCAUGACCGGCCAGUAUUGCAACAUUGUGGUGGCCCAGCCGCGUCGCAUAGCCGCCAUCUCCAUUGCAAACAGGGUUUGUGAGGAGCGCCAUUGGCAACUGGGCACUGUGUGCGGCUACCAGGUGGGCUUGCACCGUGAGACUGGAGACGACACCCGUUUGCUCUACUGCACCACCGGAGUGCUGCUGAACAUGCUCAUACACAAUAAGACAUUGACUCACUAUACGCACAUCGUGCUCGAUGAGGUGCACGAGCGCGAUCAGGAUAUGGAUUUCCUGCUCAUUGUGGUGCGUCGCCUGCUGGCAACCAACUCGUGCCACGAACUCGAUGCCACCAGUGAUCAGCACCAGUCAUGGACGGAAACACUCGAUGAGAAGUUUUACCGCGAUCAGUUGACCAGCAUCAAGUGGAAAGACGAUGUGGAGGGUCAGAACGAACCGCGAAUCCUGGAGGAUGGCUACAAGGCGGCGUUGAAGAUUAUUCUGAUCAUUAACAACAUGGAAAGGCAGGCGGAGAGGCAUUCGGGAGUGAGCUACCACGAGGCCAUGCGCCAAGGGGCCGUGCUCAUCUUUUUGCCCGGUAUCUAUGAAAUUGAGUGCAUGGCGGAUAGUAUUACCAAUUUGUUGAUGCAAGAUAACUCCAUGAAGAUUAAUAUUAUCAGCGGGGUGGUCUUUGAAUCCCCGCCGUCCGGAUACCGGAAGGUCAUUCUCGCAACCAACAUUGCUGAGAGCUCCAUAACGGUACCGGAUGUGUCGACCGGCCAGUACUGCAACAUUGUGGUGACCCAGCCGCGUCGCAUAGCCGCCAUCUCCAUUGCAAAUAGGGUUUGCGAGGAGCGCCAAUGGCAACCGCGCACCGUGUGCAGCUACCAGGUGGGCCUGCACCGUGCCACUGGAGACGACACCCGUUUGCUUUACUGCACCACCGGAGUGCUGCUGAACAAAUUGAUACACAAUAAAACAUUGCCCAAGCUGGGCGGCAGGCAGAGCAUUGGCAAAUUGAGCGGAAGGUUGGGCAUUGGUGGCUAG